AUGAGCCCAGCUGGCCAUCUCCGCUCGCCGAAGAGCUUGCGGAUUCUGCGAUGGUUCUCGGCAGGUGCGCUUCUCGGCGGCCUGUCCCCGACAUUCGCCGCGGUAAAGUCUGUCAAGAGUGCGCUUGUUGUUAUGCCUCCCGUGCAGAUGUGGGAUCCGAUUCAGCAGAUACGCCGCGGCCGCGAUAAAGGAUUCUUCCGUUGGAUGCCACACAUCAAUAUGCUCUACCCCUUUCUGGAGGACUCUGGUGGCGACUUUGAGGCGGCUGCUGCUCGUGCACGCGAGGCCCUGCAAGACGUGGAGCCGUUCACUCUCCAGCUGCAACAGUUCCAUUUCUUCGAGCACAGCCGACGGAGCUGCACAGUCUGGCUGAGGCCGCAGGAGGGUGAUGAUGCCACUGAUGCAGAUUCUCCGGCUCUUCAUGCAGUCCACGAGAGGCUGUUGGGAGCGUUUCCAUCUUGCACGGACUUAUCCGAUGACCCGUCGCGGGACAUCGGCAAAUUUGUUCCACACCUCUCCGUCGGCAGCUGGCGGGGGGCCACGGAGGCUGCAGCGGCUGUGGAAGCCUUUCAGAAGACCUGGUCCUCACUCUCCUUUCCUGUCUCCUCCGUCUACUUCAUCAGCCGGCGAAAUUACAACGAGCCAUUCCAAGUGCGCUGGGCAGUUCCGCUGGGUCCGAGUCCAGCGGCUCCGAAGGAGCUUAACCUUCGGUACUUGGCUCGCCCAGACUGCCCGGGUGGCAAGGACAUCUGGGAGUUUGGCAGGAAGAGGGCGGCUGCCAGCUACAUCCACAAUGCGGCUGUGGAGAGCUGGGACCUUCUCCCGUCCGACCAGUGCCAGAGCAAUCAAAACGGAAGUUGA
This is a messenger RNA of Symbiodinium sp. CCMP2456, 861 nucleotides long. The record is from the annotation of a GenBank genome assembly. NCBI's taxonomy places the organism in Eukaryota, Dinophyceae, Suessiales, Symbiodiniaceae.